UCAGUCGUCAAAAUAAAUUCGGACGAACAGCAUUAAUUUUUCAUUGCGACGCUGCAAAUUUAAUUUGAUUUCUGUUCUCGCUUUAGUGAGCUACAUAAUUGCAUUUGAUUAUUGUUGAUGUUAUCAGACGAUUAAGGGACAAUACAAUGACUGUAGGAAUACACAGUAUAGCUCAAAUGGCCAAAGUCACUGGAUUUCAAUUGGCACCGUUCUUCAAAGGAGCAAUACUUUACUUUGUAUUUUACAAGUUUGAUUAUUAUGGAAGCAAUCUACUAUCGACAAUUUUAAAAUGUGCUCCCAUCUUUUACCUGAUGAUAUUUUUACUGAUGAAUGACUACAAAGAACCGAGACAAGUUCGACACAAGAGAUUCCUCUUGACUGGUUUAUUCUUCUCAUUAAUUGGUGAUAUUAUGUUGGAUUAUAAGGCUGGCGGUGAAAAUGCGUUUGCUAUUGGAAUGGCAUCGUUUGCCGUAGCACAGAUUAUUUACGUGAUAUCGUUUGGAUUUAAGCCUUUAAGACCUAUUAUCGGAUUGGGUUUUUACGCUAUAGGGGGUAGUGUUAUCGCAAUAAUUUUCAAGAGCUUCAAAGGUAUCUUCAUAGUGGCAAUUCCAAUCUACUCACUCCUUCUGGAAACGAUGGUAUGGCGUGCAUUCGCUAGAGUUAUAAACAUCAAAAGCCUUCCUCAAAUUUGCUGUGCUAUUGGAGCUCUGUUGUUCAUUAUCAGUGACAGUCUCAUUGCUGUGAAUAUGUUUUUAUUGCCCAUACACAACGCACAAGUUUUAAUCAUGAUUACGUACUAUUUGGCACAAUUGGGAAUCACUUUGUCGGUGCUGGAUGUUUGAAAAAUGCAAAAGUUUCAGUUGAUCUUUUAAAUUAAUCCAGUAAAUUACAUAAGGAAGAUAUUAUACUCAAAGGUUACUCUAUGGCAUGAAAUUUCAGUCUUUAAUGAUACAAACUAAGGGGUCACUUAUGACGUCCGAAAUUAACGGAUUUCCAGGAAUUUCUAUUGUUCUUUUUUUGCUGACCCCCCCCCCCCCCC
Molecule: messenger RNA, 1039 nt
Organism: Chironomus riparius
Lineage: Eukaryota; Metazoa; Arthropoda; Insecta; Diptera; Chironomidae
Source: the annotation of a GenBank genome assembly